Myotis davidii is the source of this 2258-nucleotide messenger RNA. It is a transcript of the gene DRC3, whose product is annotated as dynein regulatory complex subunit 3. Lineage: Eukaryota; Metazoa; Chordata; Mammalia; Chiroptera; Vespertilionidae. Gene Ontology annotation, molecular function: protein binding. The record is from RefSeq and is a predicted model, not a curated record. The transcript is spliced from 14 exons. The coding region runs from base 537 to 2126 and encodes 529 amino acids.
AGCGAAGUCGCCGGGAUCGCAGUCUAGCGCAGCGGCACCUCCCUUGGCCCGCCUCCGAACGAGUCUGUGUGUUUUGAUUCAUCUAUAUAUUGGUCAAUCUAGAAUCCCUACUAUUAUUGGAGAACAGGAAAGUCAAUCACUCAAGUAGGCGCAGGAAAGAGACGAGGCUAGAAAGAUCCCCGCCCAUGAGAAGUGCUGAUUGGAGGAACAUUUGUUUUCUCUAAAGCUGGUUGGUGACAGGAGUAUUUCCCCACCCAGGAAUGUUUUUACGCGACUUAUCAACUUUCACCCAGGAUGUUUACUUCCUAACUUCCCCUUAGCAACGGAGUGGCGUCUUCUGGCUCUCCUAGCAACUGAGCGGAGCGACUUCUGCGGGAACCAGCCUGGUAGCCUGCGCUUCAGAAGAUCCAGUUGAUCCCAGAUUGUUGUUUCCUAGGAUAAUUCUGGAUCUGUUUUUUCCUGAGAGGCUACUCCAUUGAGGCGCAUUCUCUACCUCCUACCUGUGGUCUUCACCAACAAAACUAUCAACAGGGAAGAUGAACCGGCUGUGCAACUCACUGGAGCCGAGAGUGAUGAACGACGACAUGCUUAAGCUGGCCGUCGGGGAGCAGGGCCCACAGGAGGAGGCUGGGCAGCUGGCCAAACAGGAGGGCAUCCUCUUUAAGGACGUCGUCUCCCUACAGCUGGACUUCCAGAACAUCCUCCGCAUUGACAACCUCUGGCAGUUUGAGAACUUGAGGAAGCUGCAGCUGGACAAUAACAUCAUCGAGAGGAUCGAGGGCCUGGAGAACCUCACACAGCUGGUCUGGCUCGACCUGUCCUUCAACAACAUCGAGGCCAUCGAGGGGCUGGACACACUGGUCAACCUGGAGGACCUGAGCUUGUUCAACAACCGCAUCUCCAAGAUCGACUCUCUGGACGCCCUGGUCAAGCUGCAGGUGCUGUCCCUGGGCAACAACCAAAUCGGCAACAUGAUGAAUAUCAUCUACCUGCGGCGGUUCAAGGACCUGCGAGCGCUCAGCCUCUGUGGGAACCCCAUCGCCGAGGCAGAGGAUUACAAGAUGUUCGUCUGGGCCUACCUCCCUGACCUCGUGUACCUGGACUCUCGGCGGAUCGAUGACCACAUGAAGGGGCUGGCGGAGGUGAAGCACCAGUUCAGCAUCGACGAGCUGAGGCACCGUGAGCGCCUGAUUCAGGCCCAGCAGGCGGAGGAGCAGGCCCGGCAGGCGGAGGAGCACUCACCCCCUCCCUCCCUCUGCCCGCAGGCUGCCUUCGUGGAGCACCUGAACGGCUCCUUCCUCUUCGACAGCAUGUACGCUGAUGAUGUGGAGGGCAGCAAACUGGCCGCUCUGCACGGCGUGGGCGAGCUCCUUGAGGCCUACAAGGACAAGUUUGUCAUCAUCUGCCUGAACAUUUUCGAGUACGGACUGAAACAGCAGGAAAAGCGGAAGGUGGAGCUCGACACCUUCAAUGCGUGUGUCCAGGAGGCCGUCCAGGAAAACCGGGAGCAGGGCAAGCUCAGGAUCGCCAAGUUCGAGGAGAAGCACCUGCUGAGUCUGAACGCCAUCCGCGACGAGGCCGACCUGGCCAGCAUGGAGGCGAGGAUCGUGGCGUACAGCGAGGACAUCACCGAGCUGUCCAGUGCGCUCAUGACGCUGGAGAUGCAGCUGGUGGAGCAGCUGGAGGAGACGAUAAACAUGUUCGAGAGGAACAUCAUCGACUUGGUGGGGCUCUUUGUCGAAAAUGUCCAAAGCCUCAUGGCCCAGUGCCGGGACCUGGAGAACCACCACCACGAGAAGCUUCUGGAGAUCGCCAUCAACACCCUGGAGAAGGUCGUCAAGGGCGAGCUCGACGAGGACCUGCCUGAGGACGUGCGGGCGCUUUUUGUGGACAAAGACACAAUUGUGAAUGCUGUUGGGACAUCACAUGACAUGCACCUUCUCAAGAUUGACAACCGAGAAGAUGAGCUGGUGACCAGAGUCAACUCUUGGUGCACACACUUAGUGGGCAAGAUUCACAAGGAUGAGAUCAUGAGGAACCGCAAGCGCGUGAAGGAGAUCAAUCAGUACAUCGACCACAUGCAGAAUGAGCUGGACAACCUCGACAGUGGCGACAUUCUAGAUUAGGGGUGUCUGCCCAGAGUCCCUCGGAAAACACAGCACUUGGCCCUGCCAGGGGAGAGUGGGGAUUCUCAGCCCACAGCCCCAGUGCCAUCCAUCCUUCCACCACCCCUGCACAAACUCCCAAAUGUAGACAAA